CUUGGGAGUAUUUAGUUUAGGGCUUUGUUGGCCUCUCUGUUCACUCGUUAGAAGCGGAGAACUGAAAGAGACAGCGAUCUCUUUGGUGGAGAAAGAGGGAGAGAUGGAGCAAACCUUUGUCAUGAUCAAGCCUGAUGCUGUUCAGAGAGGCCUGGUUGGCGAGAUCAUUGCUAGGUUCGAGAAGAAGGGUUUCACGAUGAGAGGUUUGAAGCUUAUGAGCGUCGACCGGGCGUUUGCCGAGAGACACUACAACGAUCUUUCUGCAAAACCUUUCUUCAAUAUUCUCGUCGAGUAUAUCAUUUCUGGCCCUGUUGUUGCAAUGGUGUGGGAGGGCAAGAACGUAGUAUCGACAGGUCGAAAGAUCAUCGGAGCUACCAACCCUGCGGAGUCUGCUCCUGGCACCAUUCGUGGUGACUUUGCAGUUGAGAUUGGCAGGAACAUCAUACACGGGAGCGACUCUGUCGAGAGUGCAAGGAAGGAGAUUGCCAUGUGGUUCCCAGAGGGUAUUGUUGCUUGGGAAAGUAGCAUUCUUCCAUGGAUCUAUGAGUAGAGAAGAAGCAGAGAAGCUUUGCCGCUGCUACACGGAUCCGGCAGAACUUGCUACCAGGCUGCAUAGGCAACACCGUAGGCUCAUCAUAACUCGCAGCUCGCUGUUGUGCCAGAUUUGAGUUGCUCUUGCUUUCUGUUGUAUCGAAUAAGCUUUAUGUUGGGACUUUGAUAGGCUUGGCUUUUUCUGCUAUUUGCUCGCCUUUGGAUGAUGGCAUGACGUUCUUCUCCAUUGGCAUUCGAUUUUGACAGGGUGGUUGUGGUAAACCUGUUUCUGCUUAUAUAUUUGUCUUGAAUGCCUGAA
This is a messenger RNA of Nymphaea colorata (pocket water lily), 850 nucleotides long. RefSeq names its product nucleoside diphosphate kinase B. Gene Ontology annotation, molecular function: nucleoside diphosphate kinase activity. The transcript is spliced from 4 exons. The coding region runs from base 104 to 550 and encodes 148 amino acids. NCBI's taxonomy places the organism in Eukaryota, Viridiplantae, Streptophyta, Magnoliopsida, Nymphaeales, Nymphaeaceae. Gene Ontology annotation, biological process: CTP biosynthetic process; UTP biosynthetic process; GTP biosynthetic process. The record is from RefSeq and is a predicted model, not a curated record.